This is a messenger RNA of Anastrepha ludens (Mexican fruit fly), 4982 nucleotides long. RefSeq lists its product as uncharacterized. The coding region runs from base 270 to 3812 and encodes 1180 amino acids. The record is from RefSeq and is a predicted model, not a curated record. NCBI's taxonomy places the organism in Eukaryota, Metazoa, Arthropoda, Insecta, Diptera, Tephritidae. The transcript is spliced from 3 exons.
AUACAAAGCUGAAAAUUUUCGUUUCGCUGGCGUCUUGGGAUCAAUCGAUAAAGAAUUAUUAUUUAAGAGUAAAUCUAUUCUAAAAUAAAAUUGGUCAAAAAUUAUUUAAAUAUAAUUAUUAUUGUGACUUAUUUCACGUACUUGGGUUAUUAUACUUUAUUCAAAGUGGUACUUUCCAAUUUCCAUAUUUUUUACAUUUUCUUGAGACCGUCAAGCGUAAAAAGGAAUUGACAAGUGAGUAACAAUUUCUGUUAUUUUGUGACUAAAAAAUGAAUAUCACGGCGGGUGAACCAGUGCCGCCUGGUUUCGAAGAUGAAGUCAAUCGUGAGCCAGAAAUUCAAAAGGCCAUUAAUCAGUAUAAGGGCAAUGCUCUUGUCGGACUUGAGUAUGCACUUGAGCUACACGAGGAUGACCGUCGUGAGCCGGGCUACUUUUGUGUUCUUUGUGACAAGCGUGGUGAUCCUCGUACUAUUAUGCAGCAUUGGACAUCUUACAACCACCGAUUGAAGUACCUAGAGAAACAUUUUCCAACGGCGGUGCGCGAAUUCAAUCCGGUUAAGUACAAGCCGAAUUCGCAUCAGAUUCUUUUAAGCGUCGUACAAAAAUUGACAAAAGCAAUUGAAGAUCAUCAUGGACGUUUGAAGUUGGCUGUAGCUAAUAGCGAUGACUUCCGCCGUAUGAAAGCAAAAUUCGUUGGAGAAAUUAAUAAUAAAUUUCAUUUCGAUGAACGUAAUGGGCCAAACUUCCUGGAGACGAUUGACCGUUCUCUCUGGGAGCCAAAUCCAAUAAAAAAUAUGGACCAGACAUUGCAGAUAACUAUAAAAGCACCGACGCGUAUAAUAAGUGAAGAGACCGCAUCAAAAUCAUCUAAUCGCGAUGACUUGGAUGAAAUUUCUAGCGACUCAGACAACCCGUCAAGUGCAAAGAAGUCAAAGAAAAGGGAGCAAUCUCCCGCUUACCGAGUGCUACCAAGAGUUCGACGUUCUCCACCCUUCGAAGAGGAACGAAGUGAAGAAAGAAAGAAUGCUGAAAAGAAGCUACCAACGCCAAGGGAACUAUCGUUACAAGCUUCACAUAUUGCACAGGAAAAAUACAAAUGGGAGAAAUAUAGGUGCAUGCUUGAAAUACAACUUAAGCAAAUGGAAAAAAUUCAACAAGACUACGAUAAGAACCCCGAAAAACACCCCUUGUAUCCCGACGAGUGGAAGAAAUUCUGGAAUCGACGUUAUAAGGAAUUGCAAGUUGAAAAGAAGACUGAUCCCAAUAAAUACGAUUACAAGCCAGAGUGGAUUGCAUUUUGGACUAAACGUAUGAAAGAUUUGUUUAAUACAGAGAUAGAAAAGAAGAAAAAAGAAAUUAAGGUUAAACUUGGUUUGCCUGAAGAUGCCGAGGAGAAGGUGGAUCAACUAAAGGAAAAGUAUAAAGUGCAAAUUGGACGUAAUGCGGGCGCCAUUACAUCUGGUGGUCAUGUAUUGGGACCAAAAGUUUUGGAACGGAAUAUGGAUACGGCAUCCAAGCGGUCCAAAAAUGCUGGUGACGUUAUAAACAUCAGUGAUGACGAAUCUCCGGUACGGCGUCGAGGUCGUCGUACUCGUACGCGUUCUCGCUCACGUUCUCACUCACAUUCGCGUUCCCGUUCGCGUCGUUCACGUUCGAAAUCACGCGGUCGUGAUUGUAAUCGAUCUCGAGACCGUUCCACUUCAUUGUCAAAAAGUCCUCUAUCUGAUGAUUAUAACCCUUAUCCCGUGCAGACGCAUUCACAUCGUCAUCGUCAUCAUGUCCGCAGUUACGUGCCGCCUGCAGAAAGUGAUUAUUUUAGCUCAGCGUAUCCACCACGCGGUCGAUUUGCCGCCCCUCCAUCGUCGUCCCAUUAUAGUGCAACUCCACAUUAUCGCGUACUUGAACCUCACCAAUAUCCAAAAUACGAACGCUCGCCAUCGCCAUCAAAAUCUGCAACAGCAAAAGAAGAACAGGAACCGGAAGAUGACGGACCGCUGACCGUAGUGUCUGUACUACGUUUGCUUACAGCACUUGAGGAACACUUAGGUAGCCUUGGCCCUAAAGUAGUUGAUUUACUUGGCAAAGCUUUAGCAUUGGAGAAGGUAAAGGCCAACUCGGCAGAUGAUUUGUUGUUCAACGAUGACCACGUGGUUUUCUUUGAGACCAUAAAAGAGAAAUUGAAAGGUAUUUUAAUUGCUGACGUUCUCGAUGAUCAUCAAAAAGUUCGCGCCGUUAAAAAAGCUAUUAAAAAUAUUGCCGCUGUUAUUCAUCAAGUUACGACAAAAGGUAACUCAACAAAUAAGAUAAGCAAUGAUUCCGCAAAUAAUAACGAUAGCGGCGAAGUUGCAAAGAAAGCAAAGAAACCCGAGAAAUUGAGUGUUAAAGAUUUACCCUUCGACCGUCAAGUUGUAUCCACAAAAUUAGCUGCCGCAUUGGUAUUUCAAGGACGUGAAGACGUAUCUACCGAAGAUAUGGAUAAGUUGAUUUUCUUGUUUGUUUUAUUGGUAAAGAUAUCUAAAGAAAAAAGAGAUUUGGAUGGCACAGCUAUACAACUUGGAAAUGUGUUGUCUCAGCUGGGUAUAUAUGUGCCAAGUUUAACCACCUCGUCUGCAUUAGCUGCUUUACCAGCUCUUGUAGGAGAGUUGAUGGAAAGCGAAGCUAACGGUGCAUCUACCCGUUUGCAGCACAUUGAUGAUGACGCUUCGAAUGAGACACCCGAUAAGGAUACCAAGAAUGACACUAGCGGUAAUAUGCUAGAAUCGUUGACAGACUCCGAUUUGCAAACGUUGCUGCAAAACUUUAAGCACUUGUCCAGUGAGGAACAACAUCAUUUGAUAGCACAUCUAAAAAAGCUGGAGACAGCUGAUCCUUUGCGAGUUGAAAAAUUAAGGAAAUUCGUUAAUUUGACGGACCUGGCUAGAGCUGCUUCGUCAUCACCAGUAGCCAGCACAAGUAAGUCCAAUCCACGUGAGAGAUCGAAUACACGCGACAGUCGGUUUGAUGAUUCGCCUGCUGUAAACAAUAGCAGAGCUCCUGGCCACGAUUCGGAUGAUGAUAUUGAAGAUAGUCAUCGUGGUGUUAGCGUUUCGAAUCCAAAUAAAUUUAGCCUAGAUGAUGAAGAUGAAGAUGAUGAUUACAACGUAGACGAUGUAUUCAAGGCUGCAUUCCGCAAGGUGAGUGACAACUCACGCCAAUCGAAAUCGGAAUCCAAACUGUUAAAUGAGGGCCACUCAUCGCGGCCACAAAUUAAGCCACUACCAGAACCCAUUGUCCCUGUUUCAUCCUCACCAAAUGCAUUGACAUUCAAUCGCGCAGGUCUAUCACUAAGCGAUACGCAGAACUUAAUUGCCAAUCUGAUGGGUUCAUUGCAGCAAAGUAAUUCCAAUCAAAAACCAAAUGCCAAUUCUGCACAGUCAAAAGAUGGACAAAUUCAACAGAUACCUACCAGAUCUAAUGUACCGGUACAGCCCAAAAUUCAAAAGGGCCUGUCGCAAACACAACAACAGCAGCAACAUCAGGCAUUGCAACCGCCUAAUAUGCCGUACUAUCAGCAGGGUCAGCAACCUGCGGCGCAGGCCUAUCCUGGCGGUGGGUACAACAACCAAAUGGCUGGCAUGAACAACCAGACAUAUUACAAUGCAAUGGGCUACAAUAACAAUAAUGGAGUCGGGUACCCGGGCUAUCAGUCUUGGGGUAUGGGUGGUGAUACGCAGCAAUAUGGCAUGCAGAACUUCAUGGGCCAACAGCAGCAGCAGCAGCCGGGCCAACAGCAACAUAUGAACUAUAACAUGUAUGGCCAAGGCCAACAUUAAUUUUCUAAAGCACUCUAUAUGCACUAGGAACAUAAGCCGCUUGUUGGAUGGUAAAUUCCAUGACCAAAAACUCAACCACUUUUGGAAUCUAACUUAACAUAAAAUAAUUGAAACAUAAAUUGAACUUGCGAUAAAAUACUUAUUUCAUAAUAAAAUGUUUAUUUGUUGAAGCAAACAUGCUCAGUAGGAGUGUGCCCUCAAAGGCGUAUGCAAUAUGUACCUAUAGGACGAAAGAGUUCUGUUGUGACGUAUAAUUUUAUAACCAAAAGACAACAAGUUUUUACCAUACUAGGGCAAUUCGAAAAUAAUUAUUAUGUGAAAUAUGAAAAUGAUAGAUAUCAACUCCAACAAAAACAAAAAAAAGAAAAAAAUAUUCGCAUUGUUCUAAGAAACAUAUAUGUUCAUGGUAGGGUUAUAGUAUUUAUUUUAUGAAAAUUCUACGGAAUAAUUUUCUUCUUGCAGACUCGAAAUUUUUUGUAUUCAUUUUUUAUUUAAUCAUGUGCGUUUGGUUUUUGAAGUGUGUGUUCCAGUACUGUUUGUAGACAACACAACACCCAUUCUGGGUGAGCUUCAUUUAAUGUAAAAAUACUGGGCAGUUGCAGAAAUUUUGCACGGACUUAGAUCAUUCAAGUAAAGUUGAUGCAGAGUGAGCCUGUUUUAAUUAAUGUAAUGAUUUUAUCGAUCUUGCAGUAUUAAUAUAAUACAAUACUGCUCUUGCGGAGUAUCACUUAAACAAACACCGCAACUGCUUGUGCACUAGUAAAUGAGGAAAUUGACGUAUACUCGGUCUAAGCGCGUAUGCUACUUUUGAAUUCAAUAAAAUCGGGAAUUUAUUUAUGAAAAAGUAGUAAAACUCAGAGAAUAAAAUAAACACUUAAAAAGAAAAAGAUCCCCUAUAUUUAAUUUCAAAGGUUUGCAGUUUUGUGCGCUGUUGUAACAGCUUUAAACAUUCCCUAUUUAUUUUUGUAAAAUCCAGCAGGGGUGAGUGGACAUGGCCGUGGGUAAAUCUUGAUCAUUAUAACUAAUGAAAAAUUCAACUCGUAAAAAUAUGCACAACCAUCUGCCUUAGUUGCUUUCUUUCUUUGGAAUUAAGAGCCAAACUUCAAAGAAAAAAAAUUAACUUUUAAUUUGAGUAAAUAAAUGCAGUUUUUCAUGAUAAUGGGCAAACAA